Messenger RNA from Ciona intestinalis (vase tunicate), 744 nucleotides. The record is from RefSeq and is a predicted model, not a curated record. Lineage: Eukaryota; Metazoa; Chordata; Ascidiacea; Phlebobranchia; Cionidae.
UUUUAUUUUAUGAAGUCACCAACAUAUACGAAUGAAAUAAAUGCAAAAAUGUCAAUUAGAAAACUGGGAUAGUGAAGAACCUACACUAUCUGCUAACCCCUAUAGCCAAUAGCACUUGCCAUCCAACUAACAUUUUUCACCAGUCUAAUCUACAACUAGUCUUGCGUCAAACUAAUAAUUGCAUUUUUGUAUCAACUAAGGUAAAUUUUGCCGAAUCUAUGUAACCUAAACAGAACCGUUCAACCAGCCUAAUCCAUAACGUAAAGGGGGAUUCUGAACUAAUAUUAAACUGUUUGUCAAUAUGGCUUAAUUUACCAGAAGAUUUUUUUAAUAGUGCGGAAAACUGAUUAAGCUGUUUCACAGGUUAUCAUUCGCAACGGUGAACUGUUAUGUGGAAUUCUUGAUAAAGCCCAUUAUGGGGCAACAGAACAUGGUCUUGUGCAUGCAAUGUAUGAAAUAUACUCGGGUGAAAUUAGCGGACGACUACUGACAUGCCUCGCAAGGUUGUUCACAGCAUUCCUGCAACGAUACCGGGGGUUUACUCUAGGUGUUGAAGAUAUUCUUGUGCGGGAUUGGGCAAACAAGGGAAGGACGGAUGUUAUACACGACACCAAGGAUAAUGGAAUGCAAGUUGUUGCUAAAACACUGAAUGUUAAAAAGAAGAAUGAGGAAGAUAUAACCGAUGCCUUAUGGGACGCCCAUGUUGCAACCAAGAUUUGGACAACAGACAGAGGACAAUGUUAA